Molecule: messenger RNA, 1388 nt
Organism: Sesamum indicum (sesame)
Lineage: Eukaryota; Viridiplantae; Streptophyta; Magnoliopsida; Lamiales; Pedaliaceae
Product: methyltransferase C9orf114 protein
Source: RefSeq, a predicted model, not a curated record
CACGUUGUACAAGCCCAGGAUUAAAACUUCUCUUAAAAACCCUCCGGGGUUGAAAAACCCUAAUUUUAACGAAAAAACCCCAACACAAGAAUUGACAGCAAGGAGUGGGAAAUGGGGAAGAAGGAGAAGAGAAAAAUGGAGCAGAACGACGUGUCCGCCGCAAACGGCGGUUCUGAAUAUCAGGAAAAGCAUCGGAAAAAGAAGAGGAAAAACAGAGAGAAAGUGGAAGAACCGCAGAACGAAGCCGUAUUAGCGACUGAUAUACCCACUGUCACCAUUGCUGUUCCUGGGUCCAUUAUUGAUAAUGCCCAGUCCCUUGAACUCGCAACCCGCUUGGCUGGUCAGCUUGCUCGUGCUGCGACAAUUUUUCGAAUUGAUGAGUUAAGCAUUGUGGAUUUUUGUGCAUCAUUAGAUAAAUGCAGAUCGCCACAAUGCAGAAAUAAAGAUGCAGGUGAGAAUGAGAGUGGUGCUCCUUUUCUUAUCAGAAUCUUGAAGUAUCUUGAGACACCACAAUAUCUCAGGAAGAGUCUUUUCCCGAAACACAACAGUUUAAGAUUUGUGGGUCUGUUGCCCCCACUAGACGCUCCACAUCAUUUGCGCAAGCAUGAAUGGGCCUCAUAUAGGGAAGGUAUCACCCGGGAAAAACUAGACCGAGGUUCUGGUGGUACACUUGUUGAUGUCGGGCUUAGCAAGAAUGUCAUGAUUGAUGAAGUUCUUGAACCUGGAAUCAGAGUUACAGUAGAGAUGGGAACAAACCGUAAUCUAGAUGCAGGUCCACCAAGGAAAGUCGUCCCUUCUUCGAGGCCGAGAGAAGAGGGAAUGUACUGGGGUUAUAAAGUGAGAUAUGCUUCGAACAUUAGUUCUGUGUUCAAGAACUGCCCCUAUCAGGGAGGCUAUGAUCAUCGUAUUGGUACCUCUGAACAUGGGUCAGUUUUUAAUUCUUCAGAGCUUACUCUACCGUCGUUCAGGCACCUUUUAAUUGCUUUCGGUGGACUUGCGGGGUUGGAGGAAUGUGUUGAAGAGGACGAAAACUUGAAGGGCAAAAAUGUGCGCGACAUAUUUGACUCGUACCUGAACACUUGUCCUCAUCAAGGAAGCAGAACUAUUCGCACAGAGGAAGCAAUGUUUAUAUCGCUCCAGUAUUUUCAAGAGCCAAUCAGUCGUGUUUCACAGAAAUAUGAAUAUUCAAAUCGAUAGUUUGAACUUGGCAGAGGUUGCAAGAAGAACAUCCUAGAAUAGGUAUUCUCGUUCAUUUUGUUACAUUAACUUGUCAUCGGCAUUUGUCUAUGCAUUCUAAAUUACUGCUGUGUUUUAUAACAGUUAUAGAAUGUUUAAACAGUGCACUGUUAUUGUUGCUUAGAAAUAUCAAUCGACAGGGUUCUCUUUCA